Messenger RNA from Morus notabilis, 1472 nucleotides. RefSeq names its product probable tetraacyldisaccharide 4'-kinase, mitochondrial. The transcript is spliced from 8 exons. Gene Ontology annotation, biological process: lipid A biosynthetic process. Gene Ontology annotation, molecular function: lipid-A 4'-kinase activity; ATP binding. The coding region runs from base 98 to 1291 and encodes 397 amino acids. Lineage: Eukaryota; Viridiplantae; Streptophyta; Magnoliopsida; Rosales; Moraceae. The record is from RefSeq and is a predicted model, not a curated record.
GUAUCCUGACCCAACCUCGGCAGUCAUUUUGUCGUCUGAUUGUCCACAGUCUCUUUCCUUUUCUCUCUGUCUCUCUCUCUCUCCAUUUCGGUCGGCAAUGGAGAAACUGAGAAAAGCGGUAAACGAGAUCGCCUACGCUCACGACCACCGUAAGCUAUCUCCUCUCCAUCGCUCACUCGUCCCUGUCCUCUCUCUCGCCUCCUCUCUCUACAACCUCGCUCUCUCUCUGCGCCACUCUCUCUACCGCUUCGGCCUCUUGCGCCGCCACAGGUUGCUAGUGCCGGUGAUAAGCGUUGGGAAUUUGACAUGGGGAGGCAACGGGAAAACUCCUACGGUUGAAUUCAUUGCACGCUGGCUAGCUGAUUCUGAAAUCUCACCUCUCAUUCUUAGUAGGGGCUAUGCUGGUGGAGAUGAAGCUAAAAUGCUCCAAAGACAUCUUCUAGGAAGAUCUGUGAAGAUUGGAGUGGGUGCAAAUAGGGCAGCUACUGCUGCUUCUUUCAUUGAAAAAUAUGGUUAUCUUGAUCCUAGUACAUUCUCCAAUAGACUAUUCAUUGACACGAAAAGAUCUAUGCAUUGUUGCUCAGAAAAAAUUGGUGCUGCGAUUUUGGAUGACGGAAUGCAGCACUGGAGCUUGCAGAGGGACAUUGAGAUUGUAAUGGUAAAUGGAUUAACGUUGUGGGGGAAUGGUCAUUUACUUCCUCGUGGACCUUUAAGAGAACCUCUAAAUGCACUUCGACGGGCAGAUAUUGUUAUACUCCAUCACGCAGACUUAAUUCCAGAGCAAAAUCUCAAAGACAUUGAGUUGAUGAUACGGGAAACCAAAGAAUCUCUGCCUAUUUUCUUCACUAGAAUGGCUCCUUCACAUUUCUUUGACGUGAGAAAUUUCAACUCAAAGAAACCUUUGGAAGCCUUGUGUAACACUUUUGUGUUAUGUGUUUCUGCCAUUGGUUCUGCAAACGCGUUUGUGCAGGGAAUGAAGAAGUUGGGUGCAGUUUAUGUUGAUCAACUUGAAUUCAGUGAUCAUCACAUGUUCAAAUCCAUGGAUAUGGAGAUGAUCAGAAAGAGACUUGGUGAGCUGGAGAAGAAAUUUUGUUCGAAGCCCGUCGUUGUAGUAACAGAAAAGGAUUAUGAUAGAGACCCAGACAUUUUCAAGCACCUGGAUCCUUUUGAAGUUUUGGCACUUUGUUGUGAACUACAACUAGUUCCUUACCGGGGAUUCACUGAAGAUAGAUUCAAGAAGCUUUUGAAGGAGAUUCUGGAACAUAAAUUACAAGGUAGAAUACGUAAGUAACAUGUUACAUCAGUCAAUUUGUAAACUUCUCCGAAAAAUAAAUAUUAUUAGACAUCUUCACCAAAAAAAAAAAAAAAAAAGAGGGUCUAUCUAGGCGAGUUUAAUGCUAUUUUGUAUGAACAUCCCCUGAACUUUUUGAAUUUGGUAAUUUAGUCCUUAAAACUUUUUUUUCGCAAUCAAC